CACAGUUCAGGCACGUGGAAAUUGUCACGUGCUUUCACUCGCCUCUCCUUCUGAAGUGUCGCUGCCGCCAACAACAUGGUCAACGUCCCAAAGACCCGCCGAACAUACUGUAAGGGCAAGCCCUGCAAAAAGCACACGCCUCACAAGGUGACACAAUACAAGACCGGCAAGGCAUCUUUGUUUGCACAGGGCAAACGUCGCUACGAUCGCAAGCAGUCCGGUUACGGUGGUCAGACUAAGCCCGUCUUCCACAAGAAGGCGAAGACUACUAAGAAGGUUGUUCUUCGACUGGAAUGCACUGUGUGCAAGUAUAAAAUGCAAAUGGCUCUCAAACGUUGCAAGCACUUCGAGCUUGGUGGAGAAAAGAAGACAAAGGGUGCAGCUCUCACUUUCUAACCAUCUUCACUAUCUCUCUCGCUAUGCACAUUAUGUACAGUCAUGCAACACAUUGCUUCGCUCACUGCAACAUGAUUUCCCUUCAUCUGACGAUCUGAAUCAUACUUGUCGAAUCACGAUGUCAUGCGGAUGCUCAAUCUGACAGGACUCUGGUGUCAAGCUCAUCUAACCUGCGACGUGGCUGCCAGCGGUGCACUGCCAGAGUGGCCGUGCUGAGCUUGCCUGCAUAUAUAGUGGCAGUCGGUGCUGUCUUAACCAUCCUACAGCGCUUUCAGGUGCCAUGCCGUCGAUUUUGAGUCGAUUCAUGAAUGUUCUCUUUCCCGGCAGUGAGUAUGUUGCUGUCAUUAUCGGGCUCAAUGCGUCGGGGAAAACUACUCUUCUAUAUCGAUUGGUCUUUGGUGAAAUCGUGACGACGAUUCCCACCAUCGGCUUCAAUGUCGAGACUGUUAACUUGCCCACACGCCAAGGGCAAAACUUGAAUCUGGUGUGCUGGGACGUCGGAGGAUGCGGACGCGAGCACAUGACUCAUAUAAUUGUCGAAAUUGCGUCACGGUCGCAUGUUGUGAUUUGGCUGAUCGACAGCUCAGAUCGCAGCCGUCUCGAUGAGACUGUCGCCGAAUUCGAGCGGGUCGAUGCGAGACUCAACACACCGGGAGUAUACAUGCCCCGCAAUCGCCCGAUUUUAGUCAUUGCCACCAAGCAGGAUUUACCCAAAGCCAUGACCCUGGAUGAGAUCAGAAUACGCAUUGCCCCCAUCAUCAAAGGCCGGAGUGUUUUUUGUGUCGGAGCUGCGCUGAAUCAAGACCUGCGCAACGGAGUGUUUCUCGACGCGUUUGGGUGGCUUUUGGCUGCGGCAGAGUCUACGAGAAAGGGAGAUCCCGGUCCGCCUGUUACUCCAGUGCGGACUGAUUCUAUCGAAGACAAGCUUUCUUCGUGGCUUGCACGGUGGGAAGAAGAUUCGUCAUGCGACGAAUUUUUAUCGCAAUUCGAACAGCGCUGCCUUCCUGCUUGGGAUCACUACACGCAUGUCCGUCUUGCUUAUCUUCUCCUGCUCAAACAUGGACGUCAGAAAGGCGAGUCAGGUAUGGAAUUACUCACUCCCACGCUGAAGAAUCCCUUAGGCAAAGAUCUCAUUCUGGCCGGAAUACAACAUUACAUAGCCGAGAGUCCGGAACAGACUGGAGGACGGACAUUCCACCUCACCAUGACUUAUUUUUGGAUUCAGAUGAUCCAUUUCGGCAUCAGGAGCCUUCCCGAUAGUCCACCGCCUACUGCCGAGGGAUCCGACGAUUUUGCCCGCUUUCUCCUGCUGAAUCCCCACAUUGUACAAGGGGAUCUGUGGGCAGACUACUAUACGAAGGGUGCGCUGAUGAGCCCAGAAGCCAAGAAGAGUUUGGUUCUACCAGACAAGAAAGCGCUCCCCAGUCUCGUCGUCAGGGAUGCCAUUACAAAGAUCGGCAAGAGACAGGAUGGCUGGAGGCAAUACAACUAGCUAGCUUGGACCUCGUAUACCACUGUUUCCAGAAUCUGCUUCACCGUUUCAAAGUCACGUUCAAUCUCAACCCGCCAGGUCGCUAUAGCCAUGCGAGCUGCAGGUCUUCCUCUCCAUUCAACAACUGUCAGACGAAGUCGAUUUGUCGCAUUGACUUCCGAAACCAGACGGGCAUUGAGAGCCUCGGAUUGGGCUCGAAACAGGACGACGAUGUAUACUGCUUCGAUCCUCGAAUCCGGUAACAGCUCGUAACGUGGAGAGCGGUCGAUGUACUCUGCAAUUCGGCGAGCCAACAGAAUCUGGCGCUCCAGAAGUUGAGAGAACCAAUCGCGUCCGUAAGCCAGGAGUGAUGCAUAUACCGGCAACGCCCGGAAUCGACGGCUAUUUUCGAUGCCCAUAUUCAACGGAGACGGAGUAGAGGAGGCUUGGGUGGCUAGAUAUGGCGAAUUGGGGUUCUGAAAUACCGCUUCUUGGAGAUCAGGGUAACGAGUGAAGAAGAACCCGCAAUCAUAUGGCACAUUCAACAUCUUGUGGGCGUCACCGGCCAGUGAGUCGGCCAGCAGGAUACCAGAGAUCCCCCCUGCAAUGAUUCUGUAUUCUGUUUUCUCGGGUAAGAUGAGUGCUUGUAGACCGAACGCUGCAGGUAUGACGUCAACGGCUGUCAGAUCAGAACAUAGUCAUUUAUCGCACCUCCAUCGACAUGGACCCAUGCACCAUACUCAUCAGCCAGUGCGCGGAUUCGCACCAACUCUUCCCCGUUGGUCGCGAAACGCCCACAGCUAACAUCCCCAGCACUGACAAGCACGAUGGCCGGGGGUCCACGCGAGAGAUGAGCUUCGAGCGCCUCUACGUUAAAUCUCCACGGCUGCUCAUCGCUCAGCGGAAGCAAUGUAAACGAGUCUCUGCCGAUCCCUGCAAUCGAAGCCGCUUUGUACAUCGACGCAUGGGGAACUGUUCCAAUGAUCUGGAUCCCUGGCGCUCCCACUUUGACGCAGGCUUCCAGAAAGCCGGACUUUGUAACACUGACUGCAGACGGGACACGUUUGCGCCGGCCAGCCUCACGAAUGACAUAUUCUCGGCCGAGAGCCAGUCCAAUAAGGUUGGAAGCUGUGGCCCCCGUGGUGAAGACUCUGCCAGUGAACUCGAGUUCGUCGAUAGAAAAAAGUUGCUGUAAUAAU
This is a messenger RNA of Mycena citricolor, 3066 nucleotides long. The record is from the annotation of a GenBank genome assembly. NCBI's taxonomy places the organism in Eukaryota, Fungi, Basidiomycota, Agaricomycetes, Agaricales, Mycenaceae.